This is a messenger RNA of Anopheles aquasalis, 1511 nucleotides long. RefSeq lists its product as uncharacterized. Gene Ontology annotation, molecular function: L-2-aminoadipate:2-oxoglutarate transaminase activity; pyridoxal phosphate binding. The record is from RefSeq and is a predicted model, not a curated record. NCBI's taxonomy places the organism in Eukaryota, Metazoa, Arthropoda, Insecta, Diptera, Culicidae. Gene Ontology annotation, biological process: biosynthetic process.
GUGGAGCAUAGCGUAAACAAUUCGCAUCCGCAUUCGCAUAAAUCCGCGGCUAGCGCAUUGACCGUGCAUCGUGGUUUGUGUGUGUCUAGUAUCCGGAACCAGUAGUUUACCUUCGACAAGCUCAACAUCCGACUUCCGGCUUGCGUGCGUGUUCUGUGCAUUGGCAACGAUGGACCAACGCCAAGAAGUUGCCCAGAACCACCUGUUCGAUGGUGGGGUGCUCAAUGUGUACGAUCAGCAUAUCGCCAACCUAUCGGCCGGUGCACCGGGCCCUGAUCUGCUACAACGCAGUGCGGAACUGCUGUGCCGUGCCACGGAAAUCCGAACGAAAUAUGAACUGGAAAACAACGCGUUCCUAUUUCAAUACGGACCAGCGAUUGGAACAACGGAAUUCAGAGAAUCCCUUGCCUCGUUCCUGACCGAAGGGUACCACAGUGAGGUGAACAAGUCCGAUCUGGUUCAAACCAGUGGAGCUACGAGUGGCUUGCACCUGAUACUGUCGACGCUGGUGGAUCUGGCAGGGGUAGUAUUCGUCGAUGAAUAUACCUACAUGAUUGCGCUCACGGUUAUAUCGCAGUUCAGCACAAUGAAAAUAGUUUCCGUUCCACUGCUGGAUGAUGGUCCGGAUAUGGCCCGUCUUGAGGAGCUGGUCCAAAAGCAUCGGUUCGCUCCAUCGGGAAAGCUUUUCUGGGGAGUUUACUAUACCAUACCGACCUUCCACAACCCCACGGGAAUUGUCUUCUCCGAGGACAAAUGCCAACGGCUGAUAACGCUGGCCCGAAACAGCGAUAUCUUGAUUGCCUGCGACGAUGUUUACAAUUUAUUGCACUACACCAACCCAGAGCAGGCACCCCCGAAGCGACUGUUUGCCUACGAUAUCGAAGGAUUGGGCAAAAUCGACGGCUGGCGCGGGAAUGUUAUUUCGAACGGGACGUUUUCGAAGAUCCUCUCGCCUGGUAUUCGGCUAGGCUGGAUGGAGUGUCCGCCAAGAUGCGUGGAAGAAUUCCGCAAAAGUGGAGUGCUGCAGUCUGGUGGAGCAGCCAAUAAUUACAUGGGGGGUGUAGUGUCCACCAUGAUCCAGCAGGGGCUAGCGCAGAAGCAGCUGAAACUUUACAGCUCACACUACGCCGAGCGGCUGCAGGCGAUGCUCGACACGCUGGAAACCAACCUGCCCAAGGAGUGUACUUUUAGCAGACCAGAGGGCGGCUACUUCGUGUGGAUUCGCUUCCCGGAGCACAUCGAUUGCGCCGAGUUGAACAGGUACAGCAUGGAGAAGUAUCGUGUAUCCGCCGUUCCCGGCACGCGUUUCUCCGUUACCGGUGAGGCACGUAACUUUAUUCGGCUGACUUUUGCCUUCCAUUCGGCUGAUUAUCUACGCAAAAGUGUGGCCACGUUCUGUGAGGCCGCCCGGGAUUAUAUGCAUAUUGUGUCCUCAGCGUGAAGUACGGACAAAACACGUAAAAUCCUUCAAUAAAAUGGACUUUGUCGAGAAACCUCCGCGACACACCCUG